Molecule: messenger RNA, 1461 nt
Organism: Capsicum annuum
Lineage: Eukaryota; Viridiplantae; Streptophyta; Magnoliopsida; Solanales; Solanaceae
Product: DNA damage-repair/toleration protein DRT100
Exons: 2
Coding region: 146-1201 (351 amino acids)
Molecular function (GO): protein binding
Source: RefSeq, a predicted model, not a curated record
AACAUUAUGUUCAUAAACACAAAUAGGUAUUACCUACAAUUCUUAACACAAGUUGUUACAUAUUUCUAACCUAAGUAGGUAUUACCGAAAAAUCUUAUACACGGAGUGUCAUCGGAUUUUUAACGAACAUUGACAGUUGACCAAAAUGGCACCUCAUCACUUUAUCUGUUUCCUAGCAUUGGUCUCUCUUAUGAUCACCAAUACUAGUGCACACAAGGCAUGUCACCCUGAUGAUCUCAAGGGUCUCUAUGGCUUCGAAGCUGGCAUACAUUCUGAUACUUCUCGCAGGCUAAGUAAAUGGAAAGGCCAAGAUUGCUGCAAUUGGCCAGGCAUUUCUUGCCACAGUACUACUGGCAGAGUUAAAGAAAUCAAUCUCCCUGGUUACUAUGGAGAUGGUGAUGAUGAAUCUCCAAAAUUUGUGUCAAGCACAAUGAGUGGCUCAAUCUCCUCUUCAAUCUCACUUCUCACUUCACUAGAAAUCCUUAAUCUUAACAAACUAGUUGGAUUAACAGGACCAAUUCCUCAGUCCAUUGGGGUUCUCAAGAAUCUCAAAGAAAUCAAUUUACAUACCAAUAAAAUCUCUGGUCCAAUACCAGAGUGUAUAUUCACAAACUUGACAUCUUUGUCAAUCUUGAAUCUUGGAAAUAAUCUCUUGACAGGGGGAAUAUCAGAGAGUAUAGGAAAUUUACAAGCAUUACAGAGGCUUACUUUGUCAAACAAUUCAUUAACUGGCAAAAUCCCACAUUCAAUUACAAAAAUACGUUCCAUUUUCGGCAUUAACCUAGACAAAAAUCAGCUUGUGGGGGGAAUACAAUGUCCUUCAAGUCCUGGACAAUGGCCUUCAAUCAACUUUUUGGUUCUUGAAAAUAACAGACUCACUGGAAGUAUACCUGAUUCAAUUGGCUAUUUGACAACACUUUCGACACUCUCUCUAUCAUAUAAUCAACUUACAGGACCUAUUCCUUCUGGAUUGGGAAAAAUAAAAAAAUUGCAGACAUUAAAGGUCAAUAACAACCAGUUAUCUCUUGGUCAUCAGUUGUCAAUUUCCUUUUGUGGACUUACUCAGCUUAGUGUUCUAUAUAUUUCUCAAAACAAAAUUCAAGGUCCAUUGCCAGCUUGUCUUUCUUCCUUCAAGUACCUUACGAAUGUUGAUGUAUCAUUCAAACGUUCAACCCCUUUUCCUGGAGCACACAAACAAUAAGUACAGUGACGGAACCAGAAAUUCUGAUUAGGGGAUUCAAGAAUGUCUCACUUGGGAUUCAAACCUAUAUUUCUCUUAUAUUAAGAGGAUUCAACAUGUUAACAUAUCUAAACAAAAAAAAUGUUUUACUUGUAUGUUUGUUGGAUGAAACUCCAACUUGCCAGAAUCACUGGCCAGUAUGAGAUAUCUAGUAAUAUUAACAUUGACAACAUGUACUUUUUCUUGAUCAACAUAAUAUAAAUUAAAGAGUUGUCACUCCA